CUGCCCUCACUUCUGAGUCAGAAAAACACAAAUUCAGUAGCCAUGGCGUUACAGGGAACACUGAUAUGGCUUUGCUCACUAGCAGCCUUAUCGUCGUCUGCAGUUCAAGAUGAAACUUUUUCUCAGAAUUGCAGCUCUCAAGCUCAGAUCUUGGAGCAUCUCAAGGAGGCGGUAGAGUGUGGUGACAAGCUGUCGUCUGCAUGGAGCUCACAGGAGACGGCUACUCUACUGCUGACCAUGAAGAACCUGACUGAUACUCUGCACAGACAGCAGCUGAAGGAAUGCAAAGGUGCUGAUCCAAAGAGUUGCCCCGAAGCUGAAGUUCCCGAAAACGGAGGGCUGGCAUGUGUCUCAGUUUUCAACAAGCGCUACUGCAAACCUCUGUGCAACAAUGGUUAUGAUUUUGCUUUCAUGAGGAGGAGUGGUUUUUAUAAUGAAUGCAGCAGGGAGACCAGAUACAGAUGGCAGUCCAUGUACGUCGGAGGAAACAAGCUGGCUGUGUGCAACAAAGAAUCAUUUCCUGUUGCAGGAUUAAAUACGGCGUAUUUUCCUAAAGACCAGGACUGCCUGACAACCAAGAGCAGCGCCCAGCUGCAGAGCAGCGUCAUCAACGUUUUUACCGCUGAGCUGAAGCUUGCCGGCGUACAGGGAGACCCAGAGUACGCCUGUCUCGUAUGUGGAUGACCGUGACGCAGAUAAAAUCUACCAUGUCAUGAAUGUUGUGGUGUGAAAGUCCCUCCAAGUUGCACUUAGAAAUAAAGCUUUGCAAGAAGUAAAAAAUGUUAUGAACUGA
Messenger RNA from Sebastes umbrosus (honeycomb rockfish), 793 nucleotides. RefSeq lists its product as uncharacterized. The record is from RefSeq and is a predicted model, not a curated record. Lineage: Eukaryota; Metazoa; Chordata; Actinopteri; Perciformes; Sebastidae. Bases 43 to 684 code for a protein of 213 amino acids. The transcript has 6 exons.